This is a messenger RNA of Ambispora leptoticha, 1404 nucleotides long. Lineage: Eukaryota; Fungi; Glomeromycota; Glomeromycetes; Archaeosporales; Ambisporaceae. The record is from the annotation of a GenBank genome assembly.
AUGAGUCGGUUCGAACUUUUUAAACAAUUUAUAUUAAAGAAGUUUGAAGAAUUUAGCGAAGAAAAAUAUGGGCUACAAAAAGAACUAGAAGGAAACAGACAGAACUUAUCGAUCUUGAAGAUAAUCGAUAAUGCUUCCAAAAGUUGCCUGAAUGAUAUAAUUAAUAGUAGUUUAGAAGAAUGUCAACAAGAAUGUUCAGUCGUUAAGACUGAGACGAGGACUUUAUACUAUGAGAUUAUUGGAAGGUGGUCAUAUUGUCGUUUAUUAGGAGAACUGUUAAGUUCACGUCCCAAUUGGUGCAAAGCUACUUGUCUAAACUAUAACAUGGAAAUAUCGGAGGAACCAAAUGACAAAAGAUCCAAUCCGUUACCGCGUAUGACUUAUACAGAUCGUCAUAUUGAACGAUGCCAUUAUCGAUUUCCAAUCUAUAACACCACGUCUACUAUUAAAGUUCCCGUUGUUAAUAAAGAAGACCCUUGUUCGUCAUUUUUGGCGUCAAAACUUUGUGAAAAAGAUUAUUUCCCGCCUACAAUUCUAAUUCAACGUCGAUGCAAAAUCUUAAAUCCUAAUGACCAAAGAGUCGAUCAAUUGAUAAGAGAAUAUAAUGAUGAAGUUCAUCACUGGUUUCUCAAAGAUUCACGUAAGGAAGGUGCAAAUGGUAUAGUAUUAUUACGUCAUCCAGCGCCAUUAGAAUCUUAUUUGUUAUCGAGACAUUUGAUGGAUAUUUCACAGACAUAUAUUUUACAACCACAGUUACCACGUUUGCAUCUUACAUCAGAUCAACAUAAAUUCGACAUUCGAGUGUAUUUGCUUUUAUUAUUCCACGAAGGUCAUUUGCAAGCUUAUCUAUUACAUGAUUGUAUUGUUCGAGUGGCAGCACAAAAGUAUAAUUCAAAAGAUGAUGAUGUCGAUGCGCAUUUAACCAAUAUUUGCUUUCAAUUGAGAAGAGAACGUGGGCAAAAACGAGUUUAUUUAUUUCAAGAAUGGUGGCCAUCUCUCUAUGCACAAUCAUUUCCGCGUAUUGUUAAUCUAAUGAAUGAUGUAUUCAGAACAUUGCGUGGACAAUUAAAUAAAUAUGAAAAAUCACGCGGGUUCACAUUACUCGGUGGUGAUAUUUUAAUUACCGAGGAUGGAAAGCCUUGGUUAUUGGAAUUUAAUUUCUCUCCAAGUAUGUUCCGCGAAAUUGAGAUAGCAUACAAUGUCAGUAAAAAAGUGAUCAAAUGGUUGGCAAGCGCGAUUGAAGUAUUUCGGGAAGGAAAUGGCGAUGAUGAAAAAUACGGGGGAUUAGAUGGAGUUGGAUGUGAAUGCUUUAUCUGGUCAGAAUUACUUGAAAAUGAGUGGGUGAAAUGUUGGUGUGAUUUGAAUGAAUCAACAAACAAUGAAAAUGUAGAUAUUUUAUACUGA